This is a messenger RNA of Dioszegia hungarica, 4674 nucleotides long. RefSeq names its product putative UDP-glucose:sterol glucosyltransferase. Bases 1 to 4674 code for a protein of 1557 amino acids. The transcript has 18 exons. Gene Ontology annotation, biological process: carbohydrate metabolic process. Lineage: Eukaryota; Fungi; Basidiomycota; Tremellomycetes; Tremellales; Bulleribasidiaceae. The record is from RefSeq and is a predicted model, not a curated record. Gene Ontology annotation, molecular function: UDP-glycosyltransferase activity; hexosyltransferase activity.
AUGCCUGCCGAGGAACAACCACCAUUCCCCAAACCGGCGGUCGAGCAACCCAUGCAGUCCCCCGGCUCUAAACACCCCAAUGCCGAAGCUCUCCUCAACGCGGCAGCAAAGCACGUCUUCCCCGAGAGCCAACGGACGACGAUCCCUCCGAUCCGGCAAGAGAAUGAGCACGAGGACGCAGAGGUCACUCGUGAGGGCCAGGACGGGAAACAGGAGGAGGAUAAGCGGCAACGCAAAGAUAGGGAGGAGGAGCCCAUCAUCGGCGGUACUCCACUCGAUGAGAUGACACCUAUGGAGACGCCGAUGGGCAACACUGGGUCAGGCGGAGCAGGCUUUCCCUUCAGCAAGCCACCCAAGGGAAGUCUGGCCGAGACGGCGAUCCCGGAAGGUGAGGCGAUCACUGGUCCGACCGCCGGGGAUGAGGAGUAUAGCGUCAAGGCGGUCCGGCCUGGAUUCGGAGCGGGGAAGGAGAUCGGCUCGGUCCGCAUGGGCGCGUCAGCUCUGAUGUCUGCUCUCAACGCCCUUCCUUGGGAAGAGGACGCAGGCGAUAACUCCUCAGACUCUGAAGACGAGGAGGAACAUCAUCCGCAAGACGAGCGGCACUCGGCCAGACCCAGUCGGCCAAAGGGUAGGUUCACCGUUCACCAAGCAUGGAGCACAAAGGAGGCCGCUGAUCAUCUAGCAUCCCGCAUGCACUCGUCUCUGCACACCAUCCGCCCACAGGAGAAGAGCGGGUCCGACUCCGAAGAUAUCGCAUUCCGCCGUCCCAACGAGGACGAAGCGCGCGAGCUUUCGGAAGAGGGCAAGCCAGCCAUCAUCGCCGAGGUCAUCUCAGGCGAUCGUCGGCGAUCGUCUACCGCCAGCUCCGGAUCUAUGCCGCCCGGCGCGCGCGGUGUUCUCAACGACCGGAUCGCAAAGGAAGAGCAUCAGGCCUCGAAAGAAGAGAGCAAGGAGAUGGACCGAACUGGCAGUAACAGGAGCGGCGGGGAGUCGCCCAGUGACGGUAAUGUCGACGCUGCCCUUCAUGAGGCGGAAGGCGAGGGUGAAGAGAUCGAGAACAGGAUGGGUAUGGGCGAUGGCGAGCGUCAGCGAGUAAGGAAGGAGAAGCUGGGCCAGAGGUUGAUGGAGGUCUUUGGAUUAUCGGAGAGGGAGGCAGUCAUUGAGGAGAUGCGGUGCUGGUUGUUGCGAAGCAUUAUGCUCAAGGGUUACAUGUACUUGACGGCCCGUCAUAUUUGCUUCUUUGCGCACAUGCCGGACCGAGAGAACGUGGUGGUCAAGAGCGGUCCGCUGUCGAAGAAAGCCGGUCGCAUGAAGACCAAAACCAAAUACUGGAUGGUACUCAAGAAUGACGUCCUGAGCUGGUUUGAGAGCACAGCGGACCCAUACUUCCCCAAAGGCAACAUCUCGCUCCAGUAUGUCUCCUCAUGCGAAGCGAUGGAAGACCUCCGCCUCAAGAUCCGCACGCCCGAGCGCAACUACUCCUUCAUCGCCGAGACUGAGAGUGCACGGGACGAGUGGGUCAAGGCGAUCCAGAAGGUCAUGUUCAAGACGCAGCACGAGGGGGAGAACGUCAAGCUCGUCAUUCCGCUCGAAGCCAUUCUCGAAGUAGAACACUCCCCAACGCUCGAGUUCGCCGAGACGGUCGAAAUCCGCUGUGUCGACCCAGACGACCAAAUGUCUGUCGACUCGUACUUUUUCGCCUCGUUUGCCAACACAGACCGGACUAUCCGGACCAUCAAGCGGCUCAUUGAAGCUCGACCGGCGGAGAUGCUGCCUCGCCUCAACAGCGAGCCUGACCUCACCCUAGCGGCUGCCGACGCAGAGGCAGAGCACGAAGAGGCCGAGCAAAAGAAGCAUAAGGGUGUGCUGGGCGGGCUGAAGAAGGCGCUGAAGCCGCUCGUCGGUGGAUCGCAUUCCGAUCAGCCCAAGAAGAGCGUCUCGAUCGCCGAGGGCAGUCGGGGCUCUGAGGAGACACUUCACCCGGGUCUCGGGGGAGUCGGGGGCGGCGGCGGAUCGGCCGUGGAGGAUGGGUAUGAUGGCUAUCCGCCCCGGCAGACCGGGACAGCCCCGCCCGUCAAGGGCGAGAAGGGCUGGACCGGAUGGCUCAAGAAGCCGGUCGUCAAGAUGAUGCACUCGAAGCCUUCGUCCUCCGGUGCUAGCAUGCGAAGCAGCACCUCGGCUCGAUCAUCGACUCUACACCCCGUCAAAUCCAACUCGUCCCGUCGGAGCUCUCGACCCGGACCUGGGGAGGCCGAGCACGUCACCGAGGUCGUCGAGCCCGUCAUCCCCAACUCGGACUCUGAUUACUCGUCAGACGACGAUGCGGGUCCACAGCACCCUCACUCACGUCGCGGGGCUCGGAAAUCGCGAGGAUCGUUCAAUUCCGAUAUGUCGGCCAGGAGCGGGCUGGAGCGGAGCGAUUAUGCCAUGGUGGAUGGAAGUGAGGAGGGGCGGCACGAGGAAGGCGAGACGGCUCGGAAGUUCAGGAGCGUCUUUAGUCUGCCGGACAGGGAGGAGUUGAUUGAUCACUUCCCGGGAUACCUGUACCGAGUCUUGCCUGUCUCUGGGCGGUUCUUUGUCUCGACCAACUACUUCUGUUUCCGCUCGUCUCAACUCUUGUACAAGACCAAGGUGUGUAGAAUGAUGAUCCCCAUUCGUGACCUGUACGGCCUCAAAGCGCAAAAAGCCUUCCGCUUCAACCACUCAGGCCUCAUCAUCGUCAUCAAGGGCCACGAGGAGAUCUUCCUCGAGUUCUCCUCUUCGGAGCGACGCGAAGCCUGCGUCCGGGUCCUCGAACAGCGCAUGGAAGAGAUCCGCCUCAACUCGCCCUCCAAAUUCGGCGCCACGAGCUCUCACCAGCCCGACACGGGGAACCUCGAAAUGCGAAUCAUGGAGGAUCUUGACGAGUCGGCGCCGCUCGAGACACGCACGCCGCCGCCGGUAUCCCCGAGCGGGAUGUUUGAGAGUACGACGAGCACGUUCCUCGAGUUCAAGCCGGAUCCGAUGCGCGUAACGUGCUUGACGAUUGGGAGUAGGGGGGAUGUGCAGCCAUACAUUGCGUUGUGUAAGGGGUUGCAGGCGGAGGGGCAUCAUACCAAGAUUGCUACGCAUGGGGAGUACAAGGACUGGGUCGAGGGGCAUGGUAUCGAGUUCGCCUCGGUCGGAGGAGACCCCGCCGAGCUCAUGCAGAUGUGCGUCGACAAUGGCAUGUUCACUGUUUCGUUCCUCAAAGAAGGGCUCGGCAAGUUCCGAGGAUGGCUGGACGAUCUGCUCUGCUCCUCAUGGGAAGCCUGCCAAGGCUCGGACCUCCUCAUCGAGUCGCCAUCCGCGAUGGGUGGUGUCCACAUUGCCGAGGCAUUGCAAAUUCCGUACUACCGGGCGUUCACAAUGCCAUGGACACGAACACGAGCAUACCCGCACGCCUUUGCUGUACCUGAGCACAAGAAGGGUGGAGCCUACAACUACAUGACAUAUACGAUGUUUGAUCAGGUCUUCUGGCGGGCUAUCUCGGGACAGGUCAACCGAUGGCGGAGAAAGACGAUGGGUAUUGAGGCGACCAACUUUGAUAAGCUCGAGCAGCACAAGAUUCCGUUUUUGUACAACUUCUCGCCGAGCGUCGUUCCGCCCCCUCUGGACUGGACCGAGUGGAUCCACGUCACCGGAUACUGGUUCCUUGAGAAUGCGGAUGAGAGCGCUGCAAAGGACAAGAAGCAGUGGUCUCCCCCGGAUGGACUGUUGGAGUUCAUGGAGGAGGCCAAGAGCAAGGGCAAGAAGAUUGUCUACAUUGGCUUUGGCUCUAUCGUCGUUUCCGACCCGGAAGAGAUGACGCGCUGCGUCUGCGAUGCUGUUGUCGAUGCCGACGUGUACGCUAUCCUGUCCAAGGGAUGGUCGGACCGUGGAUCCAAGAAGGACGGCGAUGGGGACAAGGAUGGCAAGGACGGGAAGGACGCGGACGGGGCGGAUGGGGUCAAGUACCCCAAGAACAUCUUCAGUAUCGACUCGAUCGACCACUCGUGGUUGUUCACCAGGAUCGACGCGGCUUGUCAUCAUGGUGGAGCCGGGACGACAGGAGCGAGUCUGCGAGCUGGAAUUCCAACCAUCAUCAAGCCCUUCUUUGGUGAUCAGGCCUUCUGGUCCGAGCGAGUCGAAUCCCUCAAUGUCGGUUCGGCGGUCCGGAAACUCACUGUCGAGUCGCUCUCGGAGGCGCUCAAGAAGGCGACCACGGAUGAGAAGCAGAUUGCGAAGGCCAAGGUUGUGGGUGAGAUGAUUAGGCGGGAGAACGGGGUUGUGCGUGCUAUCGAGGCGAUCUACCGCGACUUGGAAUACGCAAAGUCCCAGAUCAAGCCUCUUCCGACACCUCAGGACGGCUCGAUCCCUCUCACCAAAAUGUCCUCCCUCCUCUCGAAAGACAGUAUCUCGCUCUCGGGCCUCAGCCUCACCAUGCAUUUGGGGACGCCGCAGAAGGUUGCGGCGGAGCAGCCGGCGCACACUCAGAGUCAGAGCAGGGAUACCUCGGCGGAUAGGGAGCCGGGGAGCGAUGGGAGCUGGAGUGUUGUGAGUCAGGAGGGAAGGAGUCGGGCGGGGAGCGUGACUGGUCCUGAGCAGGAGGGUGCGUCGGCGCCAGCGGCGGCGGGUGGAAGAGCACUGGAUCUUGGGUUGGGUCCGGCGAUAUAA